UGCGCCGCACGUACCGCCAGCACGGGCACUUCUCCUUUCCUAGACGGGCAAUAGGCCAUUUGACCCACCCACUCCCCCUUUCCCAAACGCGACUCUUCCUCCUCCUCGCCAUAGGACUCUAGGAGGCAGAGGAAUGGACUUGGUGGCCGGCGAUCCAUAGAUUCCCGUCGACAGCAACCAUCGGAUCGGACCGGUCAGGGCAGCCUGACGCACGCAGGACACCUCGUGAUCCAGCAGCUAUAGCUAGCUAGAGGCGUCGCGCUGGAGGAGCGAGCGAGCUAUUCCAGAGAUCUCUCUCUCCUCUCCCCCCUCUUCUAUAAGUACGUCAGCUCGUCGUGGUGCAGCAGCAACAACGACGGAAGCAGCAAAACCACACACACACGCAGCUAGAGCUAAUAGAGCCGGCCGCCUUCAUCAACAUAUCGCCACUUGCGCCGGCGGCCGGCGGAGAAGGGCGCCAGUGGUGACAGGAGGAAGAAGAUGGUGGGGAGCGGCAUGCAUGCCCAGCGCGGGGACCCGCUGGUGGUGGGGCGCGUGAUCGGCGACGUGGUGGACCCGUUCGUGCGGCGGGUGGCGCUGCGGGUCGGCUACGCGUCCAGGGACGUGGCCAACGGCUGCGAGCUGAGGCCGUCCGCCAUCGCCGACCCGCCGCGCGUCGAGGUCGGCGGCCCGGACAUGCGCACCUUCUACACGCUGGUGAUGGUGGAUCCGGAUGCUCCAAGUCCCAGCGAUCCCAGCCUUAGGGAGUACUUGCACUGGCUGGUCACCGACAUCCCGGCGACGACAGGAGUGUCUUUUGGGACCGAGGUGGUGUGCUACGAGGGCCCGCGGCCGGUGCUCGGGAUCCACCGGCUGGUGUUCCUGCUCUUCCAGCAGCUGGGCCGCCAGACGGUGUACGCCCCGGGGUGGCGGCAGAACUUCAGCACCCGCGACUUCGCCGAGCUCUACAACCUCGGCCUGCCCGUCGCCGCCGUCUACUUCAACUGCCAGAGGGAGACCGGAACCGGCGGGAGAAGGAUGUGAUGAUCAACUCCUUGUAUAAUACCAGUACUUAAGUAUAAGUGACGACACAAGAUGAUGAUGAUGAUGAGGUCGUAUGGGUGGUGGUUUAUACAGGGCGAAAUGGAGAAAGAAUUGUAAUGUUGAAGAAAUAAUAACUAUGCGUGCGACUUUUUUGAUCCGA
This is a messenger RNA of Triticum dicoccoides, 1183 nucleotides long. RefSeq names its product protein RICE FLOWERING LOCUS T 1-like. The coding region runs from base 481 to 1023 and encodes 180 amino acids. The transcript is spliced from 4 exons. Lineage: Eukaryota; Viridiplantae; Streptophyta; Magnoliopsida; Poales; Poaceae. The record is from RefSeq and is a predicted model, not a curated record.